AUGGCGAAAAGUUCAGACCGACGUCACAAUUGGUUUCACGGACCGGGACUCGCAUUCAUUCUGUCGCAAAUGGUUCACCGUUUCUCGACCUCAGCACCAGCACUGGACCCUAAUUUGUCCUUCUCGUUUGCGUGCGGUGGCUGGCUCAAAAUGUAUCUUUUCGGCGUAGCGAAAGCCUUGCAAGAGUUCGAGUUGGAGAAGAACGCGCGGCUCAUUGGCUGUUCGGCCGGUGCGCUAACAGCCACUGCAUUGGCGCUGCAUUGCGACUUUGAUGCCAUCCGUGAUCAUGUGCUGAAGAACGUUGUACCUUUGGCACACGCGUCACCGGCUGGAUACUUUCGCGUGCGUCCGUACCUGCGCGAUACUUUGUUGCGCCAUGGUGGACUGAAGCACUUUGAGAAGCUCAAUGCCUCGCAGCAGACUACUAUUGUCUAUACGUCGUUGUCGUCAUUGCAGUCACGCCGUGUGACAACUUUUGAGUCGGCGGAGCAUUUAACGGAAACUUUGCUGGCUUCGUGCUGCGCUCCACCCAUCGCCGGACUGCCAUUUAAGCUCAAUGGUGAGUGGGUCAUGGACGGAGGCAUGCUUGACUUCCAGCCAGUGUUCGACGACAAGACGGUGACUAUCAGUCCGUUCUACUGCGUCGGUGCAGACAUUAAACCGUCAGUGUACGUGCCCAUGUGGUGGGCAUUGUUUCCACCCGGAGUGAGUGAUGUCGAAUGGUUGUUUGACUUGGGAUAUGAAGAUGGAUUGAAGUGGAUCGUAAAGAAUAAUUUGACUGGUGGUCGCAAGAACAUUGUCAUCCCUGAGAAGAGCGUGACAUUUGUUGGCGCAUGGAAUACGACGGUGGGUCGUGUAGUGGGCUACCGUAGCUGCGAGAACCACUUUCUCGAUGCCUUAUUCAUUGGACUCUUUGUGUGCUUCAAGGCUGCGAUCUUUGGAGCCGCGGCCAAGCUGCUAGUCUCGAACAUCAUCAUGGGCGCGCUGGCUGCGGCUUUGGCAACUCUAGGCCUGCAGCACAUGAUGCAGUUCGUAUUGGGUUUGAUUGCGACAGGAUUCUUUUUGGGAGGCAUAGUGUCGCUCGUUGGUGGAUUACAACAAGCAGGCAUCGUGGCCUCCGAGGACUGGCAACGCUUUUGCUCCUAUACUCGCAGCAUCGCAAGUCUUUCGCUUUUCCUGCACAGUAUGCCGGUGUUUGGUCCGAAAGUGCAGAUUAAACGCCACAAGGUUUUGCUGGAGCAUUCGCUGGUGUAUCGCGUUGCAAUGCACUUUGUAUAG
Molecule: messenger RNA, 1278 nt
Organism: Peronospora farinosa
Lineage: Eukaryota; Oomycota; Peronosporomycetes; Peronosporales; Peronosporaceae
Source: the annotation of a GenBank genome assembly